ACGCUUUAACUGGCCUUCUCUGACCCCGAUCGAUCUUUUCGAAAACGCUAAUCCCAGAAAAACCUCGACGUACGCCAGCAAACAAGACCUGCCGGCGCCGGGAGAUUAGCCAUGAGCGCCGCCACCACCUACCUUGCGUGGCAGCAGAUGCGACGAUCGCGUGAAGCCAGGGUGGUGGUCGGUGUCCCACGCACCGAGCCGUUGCAGAUGCGACGGGAGGGUGAAACCUGGGUGGCGAUCGGUGUCCCGCUCCUCGAGCCCUGUCCCCAGUCUAAGCCUGCCCCCUGCCACAAGCCGUUGAUGAGGUGUUUCAUGAUCGCGGUGGGAAUCAUAUAUACGGUUAUGCUCUUCAUGGUGGAUGGGCCACUCUAUGCGAGGAUACUUGCCACGUGUGUGAUUUGGAUUGUGCCGAUUAGUAUCCUCAGGCUCACAUUUGAAUCCGAUGAUCAUCUCGAGGAUAUAGCUUAGUCCUGAUCUAUCACUUGGUUGUGGUGAGGAAAGGAUGAUGAUGGCAACGCGUCUUUGACUCGCUUCAGUGUUUGUAAUCGUCGCUAGCUGGUUUAUGGACCUAGAUGUGAUUUCUACUACUUUUGAUGUUCUUUAUACUACCUUAACAAUUGAAAGUUUUUAGAUGGAAUAGAUAUAAAAAAAAGUUCGAAAAAAAACUUAGUCUUGACCUGUACGUGGUGAAAUAGUAGCCUUUGCAUUUUCA
Molecule: messenger RNA, 712 nt
Organism: Triticum aestivum (bread wheat)
Lineage: Eukaryota; Viridiplantae; Streptophyta; Magnoliopsida; Poales; Poaceae
Exons: 2
Coding region: 112-468 (118 amino acids)
Source: RefSeq, a predicted model, not a curated record